AUGACCGGCUUUAUUCGGCCUUGGCAUAUCGGGAACCUCAAAGGGUACCGUAAAGUGGUAGGUUUUCCAAUACAAAAAUCUGUAUUCGUUCUGCAAAGCGCGAGCUAGGAGACUUGCAUAUGUCGCUUUAUUAUAAAUAAAUUUUAGGGAAUGUUUUACUACGCUUUUUCAAAAGUGCGUAGACAUUUUGUCGCGGGGCCGUACGAUAGAAAAAACCCCCACUUUGCACCGUGCGAGAGACCGACUUUGCACUGUGCAAAGACCCCAUUGUGCCCUUUGUAACAAGACCAUAUUGCACCGUGCAAAAAGAAACGAAAAAUGCACUGCUACUAGUAUCCAAUUCAGUUUUCCUUAGGCCGAGUUCUUCCUGUUUGAGCGCCGCACUUGUGCACUCCCCAAAAUAAAGUCAUCGCAUUUUCAGCGCGUUGUGUUGGUCGCUGCCGGCGAAUGGGAGAAGAAAUGCGGUGAAGACAUCCCCACCCCCGAAGGGUAUUUCUCCAUCACCUGCGACUGGCCCAACACUUUGCCCACAAAGAGGAACCUUUAUGUGUAAGUUGUCAUCAUCCACCAACAACAAAUUUAAUUUAACUUCUAGAUAUCACCGGAUCUUUUACGGCUCUCAAUGCCGUUUCACCGUCUUCCAGGACGUGGGGUUGAGUAAGGACACGGAAUGGCGCAUUUCAAGCAGUGACAGUGGAACUGCUGAUGAAAGUCAGUGCCCUGUGGAGCUAUAUCCACCGUAA
Messenger RNA from Bursaphelenchus xylophilus (pine wood nematode), 743 nucleotides. The record is from the annotation of a GenBank genome assembly. NCBI's taxonomy places the organism in Eukaryota, Metazoa, Nematoda, Chromadorea, Rhabditida, Aphelenchoididae.